UGUAGAGGCGGCUGUUCGAGAAGGAAGUUGGUCAGUCACGGUAGUGAGAGACAGGGAAGCAAAAUCGGUACCGUGGCCUAGAGAUUGACCUUUCUCCUCGCCCCCAACCCUCUUGGCCACAAACUCCAAUCAGAAAACUCACUCCAUCCGUGUGGACUCACACACCUUCCAGCCUGAUGUCUAGCAGCGAGUUAUGGCAGACUGGUGCCCUAGCUCCCCUGCUGUCCGUCGAGGAUUUAACGAACCUGAAGUACAUUGGUGAAGGUGGGUUCGGCACGGUGUUCCGGGCGGAACACAGGACGUGGUGUAUCCCUGUGGCAGUAAAGAUCGUGAACUCGAAGGAGAUAUCCAGGGAGGUGAAGGUCAUGGCAAGUCUGCGUAACCAGCACGUGCUGCCCCUGCUGGGGGUCAUUGAGAAGCUGGAGUGGGACAACUUGUCUGGGCCGGCUCUGGUGACUUCAUUCAUGGUGAACGGUUCCCUGGCGGGGCUGCUGCAGCCCCAGUGCCCUCGGCCCUGGUGCUUCCUCUGCCGCCUGUUGCAGGAGUUGGUGCUCGGGAUGUGUUACCUGCACAGCCUGAACCCCGUGCUUCUGCAUCGGGACCUGAAGCCCUCCAACGUUCUGCUGGACGAAGACCUGCGCAUCAAGCUGGCAGAUUUUGGCCUGUCCACAUUUCUGGGAGGUUCAAAGUCAAGAGCAGAAUCUGGGAUGUCAGGGGGCACCCUAGCCUACUUAGCCCCAGAACUGUUGGCUGAUGUAAACCGGAAGGCCUCUAAGGCCAGUGAUGUCUACAGCUUUGGGAUCCUAAUGUGGGAAGUGCUAACUGGAAAAGAAGCUGAGAUAGUGCCCCAGACAUCGCUGAUGCAGAAAGCCGUGGGUGAAAGGCAGAACCGGCCCCAGCUGACUGAGCUGCCCCAGCCCAGCCCUGAGACUCCUGGCUUGGAAGGACUAAUGAAGUUAAUGCAGCACUGCUGGAGGAAUGAGCCCAAGGACAGGCCUUCCUUCCAAGAAUGCAGAAUAUUUACUCGGGAAGCCCUCAACCUGGUACAGAAUACAGACAAAACUGGUACAAAGAUGGAUGCUGCAGUCUCCACAGUGAAGAAGUUCCUGUCUGAGCACAGGAGGUUUUCUGCCUCUGAGUCAGUCCUAGGAGGGACAGAAAUGGAUGGCUCUGGGAAAACCCCGGGGAGUCUUAAUUCCAUGGUCUCUAAGAUGCUAGCACUGAAUCUGAAAGGGUCCUCCAGCUCUGUUCCUGAAACAUGUAGAAACCUUCCUAAGAAGAUAGACGCACAAGGAGAAGAGACUCAGCCUGCCCAAACAGCAAGGACGGCUUCUGAUUCGACAUUCCAACCUCCCCCAACUCUGGGAACCUCACUUUCCAGAAACCAGACUCCCAGCCCCACCUCGGCUUGGACCCCAGGUGCUAGACCCCAAGGGACUCAGGGUGCUGAGAGAGGUGGUAUCAACGGGCCUUCCAGCACGCCGGGGCCAAAUCCAAUACCAGGGCAGCAGGCUCCUACCAUCGUUGGCUGCCAAGGGGUGCAGGUCGGAAACAACAACUCUAUGGUAAUACAGGGGAAAACUGCUUUUCCCAUACGGAACCUGCCACCUGGGCAUAUGGGUAGGGGCCCACAACAUGCCCCCCACGAGUAGCUGUGAAAGAAGUGUGGAAAGAACCGGACUCCUGGACUGGGCCACAGAGCUGGUAUAAUAAUGGCAGGAACUGAGGAAGCG
Hipposideros armiger (great roundleaf bat) is the source of this 1733-nucleotide messenger RNA. It is a transcript of the gene RIPK3, whose product is annotated as receptor interacting serine/threonine kinase 3. Bases 177 to 1652 code for a protein of 491 amino acids. Gene Ontology annotation, biological process: protein phosphorylation. Gene Ontology annotation, molecular function: JUN kinase kinase kinase activity; ATP binding. The record is from RefSeq and is a predicted model, not a curated record. Lineage: Eukaryota; Metazoa; Chordata; Mammalia; Chiroptera; Hipposideridae. The transcript has 10 exons.